AUAUAUCAUCCUAUAUCACCACCAUCAUUUUUAAAUCAAUCCUAAAUAUAUAAAAGUCAUAACUUUUGAAACCCGUUUCUCUACAAACAUACCUGAACACCACCGCUCUUGAACGUCUCCCGCAGCACUGGACGUGUAAACGUAAGGCGGAGGGAGAGGUCAGAGCAUUCGUCACACAUCGUCCAUUGAUAAGCUUCAGCCCUGACUGAGCUCUGUGUGUGUCAGAGUCUGAGGAUGAAGAUCGCCGUGCUGGGAGCCACUGGGCAGACUGGACAGUAUCUGGUCAACCAGGCGCUGCAGCAGGGUCACAUGGUCACUGCCAUCGUCAGGAACCCGGCAAAACUCACCGUGCAUCAUGAUAAUCUCAAGGUGGUGGAAGCUGAUAUUUUCUCAGCAGACAGUCUGACAACUCACUUCAAAGGACAGGAUGUGAUCAUGUCCUGCCUCGGAUUCUCCUUCUCCUUCUUCUCGACAGUGACGGGCUACACCCUGUCCAUGAACAGCAUGAUCAGCGCCAUGCGGGAGGCCCGGGUCAACAAGAUCAUCACCAUGACCUCCUGGUACACAGAGCCUAACUCUGGAGCACAGUCACCUUAUCUCAUCCGGUUCAUCCUGCUGCCGAUGAUCCGAAGUGUCCUCACCAACAUGCAUGAGAUGGAGCAGUUUCUGCACAAGUCCGAGGACAUCAACUGGACUGUGGUUCGCCCGCCUGGCCUGAAGAACCUGCAGGCCUCAGCUCUGGAGUUUAUGACCCAUGAGGGAUACUUUGUGCCCGACGGCAGUGGUUACCCAGUAGGCAGCGCAGUGGGAAGAGGAGACGUGGCUCGCUUCAUGCUCUCUCUACUCAACAGCAACGCCUGGGUCAAGAAGGGAGUCGCCAUCACUACCAAAUGAGAAAGAAGAAGCUAGUGUUGGCAUUAUUAAACAGUCUGUUCACCCAAAGUACACAAUAUAUUUGCUAACCAAUCUCUGGUGGUAUCUAGCCAUUUUUCUUAAAUUGUCUCGUUGUGAAAUAUCAGCCUUUGAGAUUUUUGCCUCUACCCCAAUGCAACGGAGGUAAAUGGAAGUUUUUGUUUUGAAUUUACAGUCAACAACUUUACUGUUUAUUCCCAGCAGCAGAAAUGACAGAAAUGGAUCUCUCGAGCCAAAACUGUCUUAAUUGUGAGAUGCUACCACAGCCAAGGAAGGAAAUUUGUUAUUUUGUCAUUUCAGUGAGCUGGCGCUUUUUAACAAAAUGUACAGUCUACUUCCUGCCUUCAAAAUAUACGGUAUACAUGCCUUGUAUAGUUUAAUGUGUCUGAUGAGUUUCUUUUUAUGCACCGUGUAUUCACAUGAGUACUUUAGAACCAAAUGUGUACUGUAUCAGUUCUGUGAAAUAAACAUACAAUAAUGA
Cottoperca gobio is the source of this 1393-nucleotide messenger RNA. RefSeq names its product flavin reductase (NADPH)-like. The coding region runs from base 235 to 894 and encodes 219 amino acids. The transcript has 5 exons. NCBI's taxonomy places the organism in Eukaryota, Metazoa, Chordata, Actinopteri, Perciformes, Bovichtidae. The record is from RefSeq and is a predicted model, not a curated record.